Messenger RNA from Athalia rosae (coleseed sawfly), 1156 nucleotides. RefSeq lists its product as uncharacterized. The coding region runs from base 225 to 1100 and encodes 291 amino acids. Gene Ontology annotation, cellular component: extracellular region. Gene Ontology annotation, molecular function: Toll binding; growth factor activity. Lineage: Eukaryota; Metazoa; Arthropoda; Insecta; Hymenoptera; Athaliidae. Gene Ontology annotation, biological process: regulation of Toll signaling pathway; innate immune response; central nervous system formation. The transcript is spliced from 6 exons. The record is from RefSeq and is a predicted model, not a curated record.
ACGGCAGUUGUUAAUCGUCAUUUGAAAGUGAUCGGUGGUCAGCGGUAGGUAGAUGGUCAGUUGUCAGACGAACCGCGCGCGAAUACGGUUGUGCGGAGAAUCUGGCCGUGUAACAGUCGAUCGUAUUCCUGUUUGGAAUAGCAAUCGGGAUCUGCGGGGGAUCGCGAGGCGUCUUUCGCAAUCGAGUUUGUUUUCACCGCAGUAGAACGGCGAGGCCUUCCAAAAUGUAUCCAGCCGUUGAUACGCACUCGCCGUGCACUUUUCGCCUUCUAAUCAUCACAGUUUUCACCGUGUUGACAGCGCGGAGCGCAGCAGCGAUGCCCUCGAGGGACGCGAGAUCAGUGGCCUCUUCAUUGGAAUCGAGCAUCGCGAAAGAAGUUCCGCCGAUCGUGACGAGUGUCAAGGCGAACGGCAGAACGAAGAGACACGAAUCGGCGAGAAACGACCGACGCAAUUUGACGACGGAAAAAACCUCUUCGGAUGUCGAUGCCAUAAAAUUUCCAGACGAGUCUCACGGUAUCCAAAGUCGAAACUUCGUACCUGUGCUGGACCCCUCCUGCGACGGGAGAACGUUUUGCGAAGAAAUCUCGGCGUACCCGCAGGAGUACGUGAGCAACGUUAUCAGUAGAUCGGGGAACAUCCAGGGAUUUUCCGGCGUCGACAAAAUCAGCAUCAUCGACAGAGUCGAUUCGUCGGACGGCGGGGAAGCUCUGUGCGGUUCGGAGACAAAGGUCGUCUUCCCGAAGACAGCGCGGAACGAGGAUAUGGAAUGGCUGUUCAUAGUCCAGGACGAGAAAAAGGGGUACAAGCAGGGAGUCAAAGUAGAGAACUGCGACGAGGGAACCAUCGAGGGCGCGUGCAAAAUCAUCGAAGGAUCGAUCUUCGGCUACAAGACCUCGUGCAAGCAAAAAUUCGUCUCUCGAGUGCUCGCAGCAGUUGGGAAAAACGGCACCGCGAUCACGGAGAAAUUCAGCAUGCCGUCGAGCUGCUGCUGCCAGAUCAAGCUCGUUGGUGCGGAUGCGAUCGGUUCGCGGCUGAGCGGGAAUGCGGGAAAAAACCACAGUCCUGCAGGACCCGUAAAACGUGGCCGUCGUUAUUGACUACUCAGAAUUAUUCGAUUAUAAUGUACAUAAGAAUUAAAAUUUCUUACUAAAAA